AUGAUCCACGCGUUCGCCGCCUCCCGCUCCCGCUCCACCCGCCGCGACGGGUGGGUGCGCAAGCCGCCUCCCGCAACCAUGGGCGACUAUCUCCUCGGUGGAACCGCACUCAAGCAGGCUCCGGAGCACCCGACCUCCGCGAGCAUCACGAGCAUCAAAGAGAAGGUGCUCAACCUCAACGACCAGACCGCCUUCCCUGCGUUUGGCAAGAGCGGCGGCGGGGAGAAGUCGGCGGGAAAGCCGGCGGCGGCGUCCAAAGUGGCGCCCCGGCUCGCAAAGGCGAGCAAGGCCUUUGUCGUCAAUUGUAGUGUUUGUUUUGUUGGCGGCGAGACGUUGUGA
This is a messenger RNA of Emiliania huxleyi CCMP1516, 339 nucleotides long. RefSeq lists its product as hypothetical. Bases 1 to 339 code for a protein of 112 amino acids. The transcript has 2 exons. Lineage: Eukaryota; Haptophyta; Isochrysidales; Noelaerhabdaceae. The record is from RefSeq and is a predicted model, not a curated record.